AGAAUCAUGGGUAGGUUAGAGUUCGUAAAUUCAACAUGGCAGCCUCCUUUGGUGGUGAGAUUUUGAGGAGAAUGACAUUUUUUCGGACCUUGAGGCUAGGGAAUGUCAUGAGGUGGCGUAAAGAUAAAAUACCCUUUGAGCUGGCUCAGCGAUAUCAAGUUAGACAGCUGACUUUGAAUAGUAGGAAUUAUAGAACAGGCGAGCCCACCAACUUCUCAAAGGGACCAGGUGGAAGUAAAAGAGCACUCAGGAUGAGUCGUUUGUUUGGAUGUACAGCGUUCCUUGGUGGAGUCUUAGGGGUGUACCAAACUUUGAAAUAUUAUUUGCAGGAAGAACACUUGGCAGAAGAGGAGAAGCCGCAGAUUAAUGGCAAUGAGUUGCAGCUGACUUUGUACCAGUAUAAAACCUGUCCUUUCUGUAGUAAAGUACGCUCAUUCCUUGACUACCAUGGCCUACCAUACCAGGUGGUGGAAGUCAACCCAGUCAUGCGCAAAGAAGUCAAGUUUUCAAGUUACAGAAAAGUCCCAAUCAUUCUUGCAGAUGCUGGUGAAACUCUGCAGAUAAACGAUUCUUCAGUUAUCAUCAGUGCAUUGAAGACCUUCCUUAUUUCCAGAAACAAGAACUUGAAGGAGAUAGUCUCGUACUACCCAAGCAUGAAGGCUGUGAAUGAGAGAGGGAAAGAGGUGACAGAGUACAACAAUAAGUAUUGGCUGAUGCUGGACGAAGAGGAAGCCCAGCAGCUGUAUCCAAGCAAGGAGGAAAGAACACAGGAGAUGAAGUGGAGGAAAUGGACUGAUGAAUGGCUUGUUCACCUGAUCUCUCCAAAUGUGUACCGUACCCCAAGGGAGGCAUUGGCUUCAUUUGACUAUAUUGUCCGUGAAGGAAACUUUGGAAGAUUUGAAGGCUAUUUUGCUAAAUAUGUGGGUGCAAUAGCAAUGUUCUUCAUUGGCAAAAGACUCAAGAACAGACACAAUCUGCAGGAUGACGUCAGACAGGAUUUAUAUAAAGCAGCAGAUCACUGGGUUUCUGCCAUUGGAAAAGGAAGAAAAUUCAUGGGCGGAAGCCAGCCAAACUUGGCCGACCUGGCUUUACCUGAUAUUAAUGCCAAACUUUUAGAUGCCCCUCUGGAUAAUAAUCUUUUUGAGACAGCUACUGCUGACUUGUUAAAGUCCCUUCAGGAUAAGGAAGUACAGAACUGCUGUAUCAUAAACUGUGGAGCACUGUCUGAGAUUACAUCAUCAGCUAUACCAGCUCUUCCAAAAACAGAGCUUGGCACUAUUCUAAAACUGUCUUAUAAUAUCACUGGUGUCCUACAUACAGAUGUGAAAUGUAAAAGCUGUAUGAAACCUUUACUUAUUUUAGUAAAACUUGUAGCAACAUCGGAAAAUGUGUAA
This is a messenger RNA of Protopterus annectens (West African lungfish), 1394 nucleotides long. It is a transcript of the gene PTGES2, whose product is annotated as prostaglandin E synthase 2. Gene Ontology annotation, molecular function: prostaglandin-E synthase activity. The record is from RefSeq and is a predicted model, not a curated record. Gene Ontology annotation, cellular component: mitochondrion. Lineage: Eukaryota; Metazoa; Chordata; Ceratodontiformes; Protopteridae. The transcript has 9 exons. Bases 36 to 1394 code for a protein of 452 amino acids.